Messenger RNA from Exophiala xenobiotica, 489 nucleotides. RefSeq lists its product as uncharacterized. Bases 1 to 489 code for a protein of 162 amino acids. NCBI's taxonomy places the organism in Eukaryota, Fungi, Ascomycota, Eurotiomycetes, Chaetothyriales, Herpotrichiellaceae. The record is from RefSeq and is a predicted model, not a curated record. The transcript is spliced from 2 exons.
AUGCUGCCACACCUCUUCUUGGUCAUCAUUGCCUUUGCGGCAUAUGUCGUUCAAUCCGUCGACAUCGCUCUCCCCAGAGAGCUUCGCCGAAAUGACAUAACCUACCACUGCCCAGCCGUUGAUCAAUGGUUCAAAGCGAGCAGAUUCUGGAUUCAAACCAGCACCAUCACUGGGUGUAUGACCCUCGAACUCAAUGCCAGCAAUAUCUACGCCCUCAAUACAAUUGUGAAACCAAACCCCAGGGGUCACGACUAUCCAAAUCUUGUUUGCAGCCUAAGCCUCAACAAAUGUGAUUGGACUUACAGUCCACUGGAUGCUAUCUCGAGUGAUGUGUCGUGCCGAUCUUCACCAAGCAAGGUUUCGAAGGCUUAUGGACAUCAACAAGGCAAUAAAAAUUGUGGUGGUGGUGACGAUGACAAUCCAAGCAAGGACAGCGGUAACACCGGUUCUGGCGAGGUGCAUGCGUUGAAGGUAGGCGAAGGCAAAUGA